Molecule: messenger RNA, 4341 nt
Organism: Dromaius novaehollandiae (emu)
Lineage: Eukaryota; Metazoa; Chordata; Aves; Casuariiformes; Dromaiidae
Gene: TBX1
Product: T-box transcription factor 1
Exons: 9
Coding region: 728-2221 (497 amino acids)
Biological process (GO): regulation of transcription by RNA polymerase II; positive regulation of DNA-templated transcription; cell fate specification
Cellular component (GO): nucleus
Molecular function (GO): RNA polymerase II cis-regulatory region sequence-specific DNA binding; DNA-binding transcription factor activity, RNA polymerase II-specific
Source: RefSeq, a predicted model, not a curated record
CGGCAGCUGCUGGCAGCUCGGACGCGUCUGCUCCGCUUCCCCCGCCGCCGCGGCAGUUUCGCCCCUCGCUUCCCCAGCGACCCCCCCUCCCCGCUCGCUUUUACUGCGGCCGGUUCCCAGCGCGGCUCCGCACCGGCGGAGCUUUUCCCUCUGCGUGCCCGCAGCGCCGGGGCAGGAAAGCGCCCGGCCGGGAAACGCGCUGACAGCAGCAACAAGGCAGCGGUCGUGUCCCGUUCUGCCCUUAUGCCUUCAGCUGCAGGAACAUAUGCUCAAAUAUGUACGAGCAGUCUAGAUUUUUCUCGGCAAAUAUUUUUACCACAUCCAAAGAUAAUAUUUCAACAGAAGAAUCAAGCCCCGCAGGCUACAGACGGGGCAGCUAUAUAUAACCCGCUUGCUCACUCCGGCUCUCCGCGCACCGGCCGGGUUAUGCAACCCCCAGCGCGGCGGUAGCCACCGGCGCGCCCCACGGCUCCGCCCGCCCCGUCGGGGCCUUUCCCGGGACCGCGCCGCUGCCGCCCGUCCGCAGGCGCCGGGGCCGGGGCCGGCGGGGCGGCCGCGCCACCUCGGCCCGUGCCGAUGCGGAGGAAGGGCCCGGGCGACGCCGCGGCGCUCCGAGGGGCCGGAGCCGGCCGUCGCCGCCGCCGCCGAGCGAGCAGGGAAGGACGCGCUGGAGGAGCGCCGCGGCGGCCGCUGCAAGCCCGCCCGCGCCGGCCCCCGCCCGCAGAAGAUGCACUUCAGCACCGUCACCAGGGACAUGGAAGCUAUCUCCAGCCCCUGGCUCACCCAGCUGUCCCAUUUUUGCGAUGUUGCAGCUUUCACGGCCAACAGCCUGAGCAGCCUGAACGCCUCCGGGGGGUACCACCUCUCCCCCUCCCCGGGGGACCCCUACGGGCAGCAUGAGCCGCCGCACUACGAGCCCUGCACGGCGCAGCAGCACCCGCCGCCGCCGCAGCACGGCUACCCCUUCGCGGGGGCCGCGGCCAACCCGCCCCCCCCCGGCGCGGAGCCGCCCGAGGGCACCGCCGCCGCCUCCGGCUGCUCGGCGGGGCCGGCGGCCGCCAAGGCGCCCGUGAAGAAGAACCCCAAGGUGGCCAACGUGAGCGUGCAGCUGGAGAUGAAGGCGCUGUGGGACGAGUUCAACCAGCUGGGCACCGAGAUGAUCGUCACCAAGGCCGGCAGGCGCAUGUUCCCCACCUUCCAGGUGAAGAUCUUCGGCAUGGACCCCAUGGCUGACUACAUGCUCCUCAUGGACUUCGUCCCCGUGGACGACAAGCGCUACCGGUACGCCUUCCACAGCUCCUCCUGGCUGGUGGCGGGCAAGGCCGACCCGGCCACCCCGGGCCGGGUGCACUACCACCCGGACUCCCCGGCCAAGGGGGCGCAGUGGAUGAAGCAGAUCGUGUCCUUCGACAAGCUCAAGCUGACCAACAACUUGCUGGAUGACAACGGGCACAUCAUUUUGAACUCCAUGCACAGAUACCAGCCGCGCUUUCACGUGGUCUACGUGGACCCCCGGAAAGACAGCGAGAAAUACGCCGAGGAAAACUUCAAAACCUUCGUCUUCGAGGAGACGCGCUUCACGGCCGUGACCGCCUACCAGAACCACCGGAUCACGCAGCUCAAGAUCGCCAGCAACCCUUUCGCCAAGGGAUUCAGAGACUGCGACCCUGAGGACUGGCCCAGGAACCACAGGCCGGGCGCCCUCCCUCUCAUGAGCGCUUUUGCCAGAUCCCGGAAUCCGGUGUCUUCCCCCGCGCACCAGAACGGGACGGAGAAAGAUGCUGCCGAGAGCCGGCGGGACUACGAGCGGGAGGCGGCGGGCGGGACGCCGCUGCACGCCGACGCCGCGCACCAGCAGCUCAUGUCGCGCGUGCUCAGCCCGGCGCUGCCCGGCGGCGGCGGCGGCCUCGUGCCGCUCGGCGGCGGCGGCGGCGGCCGGCCCAGCCCCCCCCACCACGAACUGCGCCUGGAGCCCGCCGCCUCGGAGCCGCUCCACCACCACCCCUACAAGUACCCGCCGGCCGCCGCCGCCUACGACCACUACCUGGGGGCCAAGAGCCGGCCCGCCCCCUACCCGCUCCCCGGCAUCCGCGGCCACAGCUACCACCACCACCACCACCACCAUCACCACAUGAACGCGGCGGCCGCGGCGGCGGCGGCCGCCGCCAACAUGUACUCGUCGGCCGGCGCCCCCGCCAACUACGACUACGGGCCCAGAUAACGCCGCCGCCCCGGCCCGGCCCGAGACUGGCGGCGCCGCGACCGUUGCCGCGACCGUUACCGCCCUCCCCCCUUCCCGCCUUUCCCUCUCUUCCCGCCUCGCGAACGAGCUGAUAGGCCAGCUUGACUUGAUCGACAAUCGGAGAGCCCAAUCGCAGGAAGCCGGGGGCCGCCGCCCCGCCCCCCACCGCCGCGGCGGGCUGUGAGGGUGGGGGGCGGCUGCGUGCCUGGGGCCGGCGGGGCUGCGCGGGGCGCUCGUCGUCGCUGCGUGACCCGCAGCUGCACUUUGAUAAAAGAAGCCAUAUGUCGUUAUCUGCCUUCUCCCUACCCCGCACUGCUGUGUUCCCGUGGAUACCCCAUCCCACCUCCGCGGUGUGCCGGUGAGGGCCCCUGGGAAGCGGGUGGGAUAGAGCCGUUAGCGCCGAGGUCGGAGCAGUGGCAGUGUGGGGUGAAUGGCCGGAGCCAAACGCAGGCUCUGGUAUUGCCGAUUACCCGCCCGGGCCGUCUCCACCCACCCACCUGGCCCCGUGGUGGAAACGUGGUGGUGCCACCGCUUUGGGCAGUGCCAGGAGUUUUCCCAGCCGUGGACCCCGGGGCUGGAGCGUAAUUCAGCGUGUGUUGAUAUAAGUGUGUCCUUUACCUUGGCCUCGUUCACAACUGACUCGGUUCUUCUAGGAUACUGUCAAGGGAAGCAGUUUAACUUAAGGGAACACUUUGGAUCUCCGCAGGCAGCACUAUAAGAAAUAUAAUCCAUGCCGGUCUCUCCCGUUGCUGACCUGUUCAUGAGUUUUAGGGUUCAUGGGGGCAGCUUAACCACAAAAGCAUUUUUUUUUUGAGCUGUUGAGCAUGUGUCCAAAGGCACAGCCAUCUACAGCUGCUUCUUUUCAUCUAAAAACUAGCCUGGGAGUGGAGGGAAUACCCCCAAAGUUUAGACUGUAUAUUCUCAGCAAUAGCUUGUAAAGGGGCUGCUCCUGAGGCAGCCCCACAGUACUGCCUUCCCAGAUCCCUCCCUGGGCUCCUGGUGCUCUCCCGCUGAGAGGUGCCUUUCAGAGGAACUUCAGGGUUUUUUCCCACAAUGCCUCACCCCUUAUAUUUGGUUGACCCGAACUGCAGUAGUCCUAAAGCACCUAUUCUGCAUCUACCUGCUUGCUGCAUCUUUCCUCUUAAAGCUGGUAAGUAUUUUUUUUUCUUCUUCAGUAGCCUUUCCUUAUUGUUGAAAAGAUGGGCCUGUUCAUCACAAUUUCUCCAGCGAUGUGUUUUGAAUAUUUGGCUUGUGUUUUUUGUCAAAUGCGUCAUCAAAUGUCAGUCUUUUUGUCUCGUUCAGAGAAGGUAUUGGGCAGCUCCUCAGCUGUGUUGGUAUACAGUAUUAUAAACACUUCUGUUUCUUCCAUGUGAUUCUAUGAAAAAAAGUGUUUUUUUAAGUUCUCUAUUCAUCCGUGCUUGUGCGUCUUUACUACAAACUCUGCAAUGAUUUGCUGAUGCCUUUUAAAACAAUCCUUCCCUUAUUCAGGUGGCAGUGUUAGUAGUGAUGUUUAUUCAUUCUCUGGCAGCGGGCUUUGGGCUUCCAAAACUCUUUGGAAGGGUUAAGGAGGGAUUGCAGGCUAACGUGAAUAUUUUCUGUAUUUUUUUUCUGUUAUAAAAAAUAUAUCUGGAUCCAUGGAAAAGACUUGUGCAAGAAAUAUGUAUUUUAUUUGACAUUUGCAGUGAAUUGUGAAAUUCUUAGUGUCUGACUAAACCAUAAUUAAUGUUCUCAGAAAGGUUGAUGUAAAAUAGCCUUGUGCUUGUUAUUAAUCAGUGGGAAAUGGCUCUCUGAUGUGCUCUGUUGCUUUGCCGCUGUUAUUUCAGAGUUUUGAUUUGUUAUCUGUAAACUGGUUAGUGCCAAAGCUUUGGUCAAACGUUUAAUGAAGUUGUUAUAUUUAUUAUUUCUUUCAAAGAUUAUACAAACCUUUUUUUUUCCUUGAUAGUUGCAGUGUAGGAAAAAAGUCCUGACAACCAAAGAAUCAUAUCUGCAAACAAUGUAGAUACUUGUAGAUAUUUGUAGAUAUGUGUAGAUAAUCUUACUACAUUUAAAUUGAAAAGACAUUGGACAGUGACAUUUAUAAAUGCUUUUCCUCUCCUUUC